Messenger RNA from Carassius gibelio (silver crucian carp), 2568 nucleotides. Its product is annotated as kelch-like protein diablo. Lineage: Eukaryota; Metazoa; Chordata; Actinopteri; Cypriniformes; Cyprinidae. Gene Ontology annotation, molecular function: protein binding. The record is from RefSeq and is a predicted model, not a curated record. The transcript has 11 exons. Bases 152 to 2014 code for a protein of 620 amino acids.
UGGUGGUGCACCGCGCUCGUUCUGCGCCUCGGUCUGUGUGUAGAGAAGAAGACAUGGCGUCACGACUCUCAACAGACAGUGCAGCAGCAGGUGAAGAAUGAAGAGCUGCGGGAUCAACUCACACAUGUUUUCUGCCUGACUGAGUGUUGCGAUGGAAAUCAUGGCUGUGAAUCUGCUGGCCACGUCUCCGUCCACCUCCACGCUCCCUCCGUCUCCCUGCGAGGAGGACUCCUUCCCUCUGUCUUCUCUGGACAGCGAGGACUACGUGUUUGUGGAAGCGCGGCAUCCCAACAAAGUGCUGGAAGGCUUGAACAGCUUACGGCUCAAUAACGCCUUCUGCGACGUGACCCUGUGCUGCGGAGGACAAGAGUUUCCCUGCCACCGUAUCGUACUGGCCUCCUUCAGCUCUUAUUUCCAGGCCAUGUUCUCCACCGACCUGAUGGAGUCUCGUCAGGAGCGUGUGGCCAUCAACGGAGUGGAGCCGCAGAUGAUCGGGAUGCUGGUGAGCUACGCCUACACGGCGGAGGUGGUGAUCUCCAGGGCUAACGUGCAGGCGCUCCUGGCGGCCGCUAACCUGCUGGACGUGAUGGCGGUGCGGGAGGCCUGCUGCAGGUUCAUGGAGCGACAGAUGGACGAGAUGAACUGUGUGGGCAUUCACUGCUUCGCCGAGGCGCACUCGUGCCCAGAGCUGGAGCGACGCAGCAUGGAGUACAUCCAGCAGCACUUCAGCACCGUUUGCCAACAGGAGGAGUUUCUGUCUCUUUGUGCCGAUAAACUGACUGAGAUCAUUUCCAGUGACCAUCUGAACGUGCCAAAAGAGGAGACGGUGUUUGAGGCGGCCGUCGUCUGGCUGGAGAAGAACACUUCACGCAGACAGAGCUUCGAGAAGGUUCUGGAGCACAUCAGGCUGCCCCUCAUCAGUCCGUACUACAUUCACGACGUCAUCGAGACCCUGGACGUUGUGAAGGAGUCGAUCAGGUGCCAGAAGCUGAUCUCUGAAGCCAAGGACUACUUACUGCUGCAGGACCGCAGAGGAGAGCUGUACAGCCCCCGAGCUCGACCUCGACGGGCAACAGGCACGGCGGAGGUGAUCGUGACUGUAGGAGGAGAGGAUGAUAAGGUGGUGCUGCGCAGCGUGGAGAGUUUCGACCCCCUCACCAGCCAGUGGAAGAGUCUGGCCUGCCUGCCCUUCGCUGUCAGCAAACACGGCUUAGUGGUGUCCGGCUCCAUGCUGUAUUUGGCUGGCGGUGAGUUUCCAGACGGCUCGGCCAGUAGAGAGAUGUGGCGCUACGACCCGUGCUUUGACUCCUGGACAGAGAUGGCACCCAUGAACGUGGCGAGAUCAGAACUGGGAUUGGUGAUGUUGGAUGGAUAUGUGUUUGCUGUGGGAGGCUGGGAAGGCCGUUCUCGCCUGGACUCUGUUGAGUGUUAUAAUCCACAGACAAACACAUGGCAGUUCAUGGACUCGGUCAAGAUGGCGGUCACUAGUCCAGCUGUGGUGGCGCUGGAUGGAUUACUCUAUGUGACAGGAGGUGCUGUUUUAGAAGAUGGCGAUGGCACAAACAUGGCACAGGUGUACAACCCUAAAACAUGUGUGUGGACCGAGGUGUCCCCCAUGCAGAUCGCUCGCUCGGGAUCUGCUGCCUGCGUCCUGAAGGGCAAAAUAUACGUGAUAGGGGGCUGGCAUGCUUCCACCGAGAACACAGAUAAGGUGGAGUGCUACGACCCCAGGACCAACAGCUGGACCAUGUGUGCUCCCAUGAAGGAGAGACGCUAUCGACCCGGCGUGGCGGUGGUGGAUGGGAAGAUUUAUGUUUUAGGAGGAGAGGAGGGAUGGGACAGGUAUCAUGACACUAUAGAGCGGUACUGUGAGGAGUCGGACCGCUGGGAGAUGGUGGGAGAGAUGCCCUCCAGCCGGAGCUGGCUGAGCUGUGUCUCCCUGCAGCUCCGGAAGGACACUCACACGGCCAGCGAUCCGGACACUGCAGCCGAGACAGAGUUCCCCGUGGACUGAGAGGAAGCAGCAGGGCUCCUGUAUCACUGCCGGCCGGGACAGAAGGCCAUGAGCACACGGCUCCAUCACAGUUCCCCCCCGGGCUAUUACAGAAACGCUGGAGGGUCUUCAGAAAACACUCAUGUCAUAAGCUAUGCUUUCUCCAGUCCGGCCCACUGCCACGGCGUGAGGCUGGAUGGAUGGAUGAUGUGUGUGUGUGUGAGAGCUGCUAUCCCAGAGUCUCCUCAGUAUCAGUUCAAUGUGAUGUUCAAGUGAUGUACAGGGUUCCUUCCAUGCGCUGAGCACCUCAUGAUUGUGACUUGUAAAAGUACUUAUUUGUUUUCCAACAGUGUUGUAGUGAGAUGUUUUGUACUUUUGUAUAGUGAUUUUGUUGUAUUUAUGAGAAGUUUUUUGUUGUACUGAGAGAUUUAUGGAGUAAUUAGCACAGAAACACUGAAAGAUGUUAAUUGAGUUUCUUUAAAGGGACAGUUCACCCCAAAAAAAGUGUUUCUUCUGUGGAACACAAAAUGUUGCUAACCAGUUUCUGGUCACGAUUGACUUGAAUAAUAUAAAGA